Molecule: messenger RNA, 4723 nt
Organism: Brienomyrus brachyistius
Lineage: Eukaryota; Metazoa; Chordata; Actinopteri; Osteoglossiformes; Mormyridae
Gene: xpo1a
Product: exportin 1 (CRM1 homolog, yeast) a
Exons: 25
Coding region: 620-3835 (1071 amino acids)
Biological process (GO): ribosomal large subunit export from nucleus; ribosomal small subunit export from nucleus; protein export from nucleus
Cellular component (GO): cytoplasm; nucleus
Molecular function (GO): small GTPase binding; nuclear export signal receptor activity
Source: RefSeq, a predicted model, not a curated record
GUCUGUGGCGCCAUCGGCCGAAAACUAAACCGAGAUGGAAUCUCCCAGUCUGAACCGGUUUCAUCCGGUUACGAGUUUGUCGCUCGAGAAGAGGGGAAGCACAGGGUUACAGUCUUUCGAACCGCUUUGCUGCACAAAAGUAAUUCAGAAAGCAACAUAGCGGUGAAGGAAGGAUUCGUUCUUUAUUUUGUGAAAAUGAGGCGGAGCUAUCCAAUACUCAGCGUGUUGUAGACAUUAGGGGGAUUACACCAGUGGUUUCUUCAGGCUAACUUGUAAAUAUCCAGUCCAGAGGAACUGGGAGCGAUUCUGAGUUGAAUCCCGUCUUGUUAAUUAGCCAGGAAAAUAGCUGAAUAAUAUUGCUAUACCGCGCAUCAUUCGAGGCUUUGGGUUAAAGUUUCCUAAGGUGAUUGGGUCAGUUGAUAAGUUGUCUCCUUAAUACAUAACUCUGGUCCUUGUCAGUUCUGAUGAUGAUAACUCGUUAGACACUAGGUUAUACGUAAAAUAGAUUUGUGCACAAUUGAAAAGAAUAGAAAUCAUUCGACCACUAUAGUCUAUUUGGCUAAAUCACUGGUGGAAUUAAAUCCAAGAGAACUGGACAGUGAUUUUAUAACUUAGCUCUAUGCCAGCAGUUAUGACAAUGUUAGCCGACCAUGCAGCUAGACAGCUGCUGGACUUCAAUCAGAAGCUGGACAUAACCCUGCUGGACAAUGUGGUGAAUUGUAUGUACAAUGAUAUUGGAUCACAGCAAAGAAUGGCGCAGGAGGUGUUGACCCAUUUGAAAGAGCACCCUGAUGCUUGGACAAGAGUUGACACCAUUUUGGAGUUCUCACAUAAUAUGAAUACCAAAUACUAUGCGCUGCAGAUUCUGGAAACGGUUAUAAAAUCAAGGUGGAAGAUUCUUCCCAGAAAUCAGUGUGAAGGAAUUAAAAAGUAUGUUGUUGGCCUUAUUAUCAAAACUUCAUCGGAUUCUGCAAAUAUUGAGAAAGAGAAGGUGUAUAUUAGGAAGCUUAACAUGAUCUUGGUCCAGAUCUUGAAGCAAGAGUGGCCCAAGCAUUGGCCAACUUUCAUCAGUGACAUUGUGGGUGCCAGCCGUACCAGUGAGAGCCUGUGCCAGAACAACAUGAUCAUACUGAAACUCCUUAGCGAAGAGGUGUUUGACUUUUCAAGUGGUCAGAUGACCCAAGUCAAGGCCAAGCAUCUGAAGGACAGCAUGUGCAAUGAGUUCUCGCAGAUAUUCCAGCUCUGCCAAUUUGUCAUGGAAAAUUCCCAGAAUGCCCCACUGGCUCAUGCGACAUUGGAGACGCUGCUGCGCUUUCUGAACUGGAUUCCUCUCGGAUAUAUCUUUGAAACCAAGCUCAUCAGCACCCUUGUGUACAAGUUUUUAAAUGUUCCAAUGUUCCGAAACGUGACUCUGAAGUGCCUGACCGAGAUUGCGGGUGUGAGUGUCAGCCAGUACGAAGAGCAAUUUGUUACUCUGUUCACUCUCACCAUGAUGCAGCUCAAACAGAUGCUUCCUUUGAACACAAAUAUCCGUUUGGCAUACUCCAGUGGAAAGGAUGAUGAACAGAACUUCAUCCAGAACCUCAGCCUGUUUCUGUGCACCUUCCUGAAGGAACAUGGCCAACUGAUAGAGAAGCGGCUAAAUCUUCGGGAGACCCUGAUGGAGGCUCUGCAUUACAUGCUGUUGGUGUCGGAAGUAGAGGAGACGGAGAUCUUUAAGAUCUGCUUGGAGUACUGGAACCAUCUGGCAGCAGAGCUGUACAGGGAGAGCCCAUUCUCCACCUCUGCCACCCCACUGCUGGCUGGCAGCCAGCAUUUCGAAGUCCCUCCACGGCGGCAGUUGUACCUCCCGGUGCUCUCCAAGGUCCGUCUGCUAAUGGUGAGUCGAAUGGCGAAGCCAGAGGAGGUUCUAGUGGUGGAGAAUGACCAAGGAGAAGUGGUCAGAGAAUUCAUGAAAGACACCGAUUCCAUCAAUCUGUACAAAAACAUGAGAGAGACUCUUGUAUAUCUCACACACUUGGACUAUGUUGACACGGAACGCAUAAUGACUGAGAAGCUGCACAACCAGGUCAAUGGGACGGAGUGGUCAUGGAAGAACCUGAACACACUCUGUUGGGCUAUGGGUUCCAUCAGCGGGGCUAUGCAUGAAGAGGAUGAAAAGAGAUUCCUUGUCACGGUUAUAAAGGAUUUAUUGGGGCUGUGUGAGCAGAAGCGAGGCAAAGACAACAAAGCCAUCAUUGCCUCCAAUAUCAUGUACAUUGUGGGACAGUACCCCCGUUUUCUGCGAGCACAUUGGAAGUUCCUGAAAACUGUGGUCAACAAGCUCUUUGAGUUUAUGCAUGAAACCCAUGACGGAGUACAGGACAUGGCGUGCGACACAUUCAUCAAGAUUGCGCAGAAGUGCAGGAGACAUUUUGUGCAGGUGCAGGUGGGCGAGGUCAUGCCCUUUAUUGACGAGAUCCUGAAUAACAUCAACACCAUUAUCUGUGACCUGCAACCUCAGCAGGUCCAUACAUUCUACGAGGCUGUCGGCUACAUGAUAGGUGCACAGACAGACCAAGCUGUUCAAGAACAUCUCAUUGAGAAGUACAUGCUGCUUCCCAACCAGGUGUGGGACAGUAUCAUUCAGCAGGCAACCAAGAAUGUGGACAUUCUGAAGGACCCAGAGACCGUGAAGCAGCUGGGCAGCAUCCUGAAGACGAAUGUGCGGGCGUGCAAAGCCGUGGGCCACCAGUUCGUCAUCCAGCUAGGCCGCAUCUACCUGGACAUGCUCAACGUGUAUAAGUGCUUGAGUGAAAAUAUCUCUGCAGCCAUCCAGACCAACGGGGAGAUGGUUACAAAACAGCCUUUAAUACGAAGUAUGAGAACAGUUAAAAGGGAGACUCUGAAACUUAUUUCCGGCUGGGUCAGUCGCUCAAAUGAUCCACAAAUGGUCGGAGAGAACUUUGUACCACCGCUGUUGGAUGCUGUGCUCAUCGACUAUCAAAGGAAUGUUCCGGCAGCCAGAGAACCCGAAGUCCUCAGCACUAUGGCAGUCAUCGUCAACAAACUGGGUGGACACAUCACAGCCGAAAUCCCCCAGAUAUUUGAUGCGGUUUUUGAAUGUACCCUAAAUAUGAUAAACAAGGACUUUGAGGAAUACCCGGAGCACAGGACACACUUCUUCUACCUUUUGCAAGCUGUGAAUUCACACUGCUUCCCUGCUUUCUUGGACAUUCCUCCAGCCCAGUUCAAACUGGUGCUGGAUUCCAUCAUCUGGGCCUUCAAACACACCAUGCGAAAUGUGGCAGACACAGGCCUGCAGAUUUUAUACACUUUGCUUCAGAAUGUUGGCCAAGAAGAGGCAGCUGCCCAGAGUUUUUAUCAGACGUACUUUUGUGACAUCUUGCAGCAUAUCUUUUCUGUUGUCACGGAUACGUCCCACACAGCUGGUUUAACAAUGCAUGCAUCCAUCCUUGCCUACAUGUUCAGUUUGGUAGAGGAAAGCAAAAUCUUUGUCGCGCUAAAUCCUGCAUCUCCAGUCAGCAACCUGGUGUUCAUUCAAGAGUAUGUGGCCAACCUGUUAAAAACAGCCUUUCCUCAUCUACAGGACGCCCAGGUGAAGGUAUUUGUAACUGGCCUCUUCAGCUUAAAUCAAGAUAUUCCUGCCUUCAAAGAACAUCUGAGGGACUUCCUGGUACAGAUAAAAGAAUUUGCAGGAGAGGACACAACAGACCUGUUCUUGGAGGAACGGGAGACAUCUCUGCGGCAGGCCCAGGAGGAGAAACGCAAGCUGCAGAUGUCUGUACCAGGCAUCUUGAACCCCCAUGAAAUUCCAGAAGAGAUGUGUGACUGACCUGGAUAUUUUACUUUUGGGAGAAGGGGGGGCAACCAUUGUGGCUCUUAGAUGUGAGCCAGCUGCGAGCGUCCAUCUCUUGGAUGUUUGUCGAGCAACACAAUGCCAAUAUGAGUCUGUGUCACCCAGGAGCCCUUUUUACAAUACACGUUUUAUAUGGAGACUUGCGUAAUAAUGUUCCUUUAUUUCUAUAUUAGGUCCAGUCAUAUUCUUUGAUUAGAGCUGCAUGACAUUGUAAGAAUUGAAUUCAUUAACCCCCAUCCCCCGCACUUUUGCCGUUUUGGUUUGAAUAUUGUAUAAUAAAACACAACUGAUUUUGUGCUAGAAGAAAUAUAUAUUGCAAACUGUCAUCAAACUUUUGAAUGUGGAGUUGCAGAGGUGAUGUGGUGUUCUGUAAGGGGGGGAGGGGGGCUUUCAGCUUCUGGGAUUAGGAAUGAAGGUGUAAAAAAAUCCUUUUCUUUUUCUUUUUUUUUUUUUUUUUUUAAAUGAUGAAAGUUGGCUUCUGGUUUUGCUUCCAGUACUGCACUCUGUUGUCGGACAGAUUUGUCGGGCAAGUUGAAUCAUGUGCAUAUCUCUCAAAUGUAAAGCAUCUUUUAAUACCAUAAAGUUGGUUAUUUUUACAAAAAUGUUUGCUGUGUGUGUGAGCUGUCGCUCAGCCGACAAGUUUUUGUUUUCCUCAAUGAGGACUGUUGCUCUUUUGUGAGCCUUCAUUAAAAUUUGGAGUCUGAAAAGUGGCUAAAAAUAUUUAUGGGUUAGUGUAGGCAGCAUAAUAGCGUGUUUAAUUCUAAUGGCUUUUGAAAUUAAAUUGUACUGAACUACAUCAUUAACUGUACUGUAGUGCUUCAUGAACACUACUCAGAGCAAAAUAAAACAUUGGUUUACAUUUAA